Arachis stenosperma is the source of this 2157-nucleotide messenger RNA. Its product is annotated as ATP-dependent DNA helicase PIF1-like. The record is from RefSeq and is a predicted model, not a curated record. The coding region runs from base 1 to 2157 and encodes 718 amino acids. Gene Ontology annotation, biological process: DNA repair; telomere maintenance. Gene Ontology annotation, molecular function: DNA helicase activity. Lineage: Eukaryota; Viridiplantae; Streptophyta; Magnoliopsida; Fabales; Fabaceae. The transcript has a single exon.
AUGCUCACUGAAUUUUUUGCACUUAAUCGGGCCGAUGACCAACAAUCUAGGCAUCUUUUGUACAGGAAAAUCCCAGAAUAUUACAGUUGGCACAACAAGGAAAAAGAAUGGCGUCGAGGCAGGUCACAAAAGAGAGCUAUUGGUCGGAUCUAUACCGUUUCGCCAAUAGAAGGUGAAAAAUUCUAUUUGCGUAUUCUGUUGUCAAAUGUAAGAGGCCCAAUUGGUUGGGAUGAUUUGCUAACAGUCGAUGGUGUCCAAUAUUCGUUCUUUAAGCAAUCCGCUCAGCAUCAAGGACUGUUGGAGAGUGAUAGUAGUAUAAGAUCAUGUUUGGUUGAGGCAUCCAUUUUGAGAAUGCCAUGUGCUCUAAGAAGGUUGUUUGCCACCAUUCUAAUUUUUUGUGAGCCAACAGAUGUAAGAAGUCUGUGGAACGAGUUUCUUUCAUGUAUGGUGGAUGAUUACGCAUCAACAAGCACUACAACCUGCAAUGGGUUGACAAAUCGUUUGCUUAGGGAUUUAAAUGACAUCCUCCUACAACAUAGAAAACAUAUUGCACAAUACGAUUUACCAUCUCUAACCUCGGACAACGACAACGACAACUUCAUGCCUAGAAUUAUUCAAGAAGAAAUGUCCAUCGAAGUUCCUCAAGAAGACCUGUGUUCUAUAGAAAGAUUAAAUCAUGACCAGUCUGUAGCUUUCAGGUGCAUUAUGAAUACAAUUGAUCGAAGAGAAAGUGAAGUGUUCUUCGUGGAUGGACCAGGAGGAGCAGGUAAGACAUUUCUUUACAGAGCUAUAAUUGCAAACUUAAGAAGUAAAGGGCAUAUUGUCUUGGUAACUGUGUCCUCAGGAAUAGCUGCAACUUUACUGCCUGGUGGUCGAACAGCUCAUUCUAGAUUUAAGAUUCCAAUCAAUGCAGAGCCAUCCUCCACGUGCAAUAUAAGUAAACAAUCUGAUCUUGCAAAACUGAUUAGGCAGACGACCGCGAUAAUUUGGGAUGAAGCGCCAAUGACUAAUAAAGAGACAAUGGAAUCACUGGACCGCACAUUACGAGAUAUCUUAGAAAACAAUAAUCCAUUUGGAGGGAAAGUGAUGGUUAUGGGAGGGGAUUUUCGCCAAGUACUACCUGUUGUGCCGAAAGGAAGUAAGUCGCAAAUGAUUUCAGCUUCUAUUGUUAAAUCACAUUUGUGGGCAUUCACCAAAAUUCUCCACCUGCGACAAAAUAUGCGAUCUCUUAAUGAUCGUGAUUUUGCAGAGUAUCUUAUGCGCAUAGGGGAUGGGAUUGAGCCUACCAUAUGUGAAGACUUGGUACAAAUAGAAGUAGGCAUGGCAAUACCAUGGGAAGGUGAGGCAUCAUUACACAAAUUAAUAGAAGAAACCUUUCCAAAUUUGCAAUCUCAUGGGUGGGAUGCAUCUUAUAUGGUGGAGAGAGCGAUAUUGACACCCAAGAAUCAUGAUGUGCAACAGCUUAAUGAUAUAGUCAUCAACCAAUUUCCGGGAGACGAACGAAUUUUAGCAUCCUUUGAUGAAGUAGAAGGAGAUACAAAUAAUCUGUAUCAACAAGAAUAUCUUAACUCGAUCUCUACAGGUGGAUUGCCACCUCAUAUGUUGAAGGUAAAAAAAGGUGCUCCUCUGAUGUUACUGAGAAACAUAGAUCCUAAGGCAGGCUUAUGCAAUGGCACAAGGCUACUGUGUCGAGGAACUUUUCAAAAUAUGUUAGACGUGGAAAUCUUAACAGGCCAUCACUCUGGAAAAAGAGCUUUUCUGCCUCGGAUAAAACACAAAACAACUGAGAACUCAGGACUACCCUUUGUGCUUAUUAGAAAACAAUUUCCUGUAAGGUUGAGUUUUGCCUUAACGAUAAAUAAAUCACAAGGGCAAACUAUCCCUAAGGUAGGGAUCUAUCUCCCUAAACAUGUGUUCAGCCAUGGUCAAUUAUACGUUGCUCUAUCUCGAAGUGUUUCUCAGUCAACCAUAAAAAUCUUAGUCAAAGAAGGAACAGUAGAUGGAAAAAGGGGACAAUUCACAAAGAAUGUGGUGUUCAAAGAAAUUUUGUUACCUGCACCUCCGGUAAUUUAUGUCCUUGGCAAAUAUGUGAGCCUUUUUACAAGUAUAAUCCGUGUAUUAUGUAAUUUUAUCAUUACAAUAUCAACAUUGGAAUAG